UCGUUGUCACUUGUCAAUUGUCACAACUCGCAUCAAGUUGGUCGUAUUGGAAUAGUACUGGGUAGUGUAAAUUCGUAACAAAAUUUUAAAUUUUAAGGAAAAUUAAAAUGUAUACUGUAUCUAAGGGACCUAGCAAGAUUGUUGCUAAAACUCGUAGAGGUCUCUCGCAAAAUUUGGAAAGAUUAGACAGCCGCAAAGAUCAUAAUAGAAGGUCUUCUGACGCAGAUAAUGGAGAAAUUAUAAAUAUGCCUAAACCGAUUUUUCAUUCCAAUGGUAAAAAGACAGUACAUCAAAGGAUACAGCACAGCGUAAUAACGCCGCAACACGAGGAAAUAAUUAGAUAUAUAAGUGAAACUUGGACGCAAACAGCAAAUGGUGACAGUGAACCAUCAACACCUACAAGUACAAUAGGAUCAGGAAGCUCAUCGCCCACACUACCCACAAGCCUGUACUACCAAGACGAUGAGCCGAGUCCAGUUUUACAGGACUUCAAGCCCUUCGACCUUGAAACGUGGUGGGGCAAGCGACUGUUCCAGAACAUCACCAACUCUCUUUGAGAUAACCGCACCAGUUAUCGUCGGGGAACACGAAAUUUUUCGGUAGCGUAAGUCACAAUCAAUUAUAGUUUACUAAAUUCUAUUAGUGCCUAUAUAAUGCCAAAUAUUUUUGUAAAUUUUCAAGUAUUGAUACGAUUCGCCAAUUUAUCAUAUCAAUGAUUGAUAGAUUGUAAGAUGUACAGGGUGUGUAAAACGGCAUUUAUUUUAAAUGUUCUGAAGACAGUUUUAUCACGUAUAUUUUCACGGUUCUGUGAAUUUAGUAAUCUAUAUUUGAUUGUGGAUCUCAGUAGGUAACACCUUUAUCUUUUAAGACAAAAUUUUCCAAAGCUCAAUAAUGUUUCCAUGUUUGCUUGAACCAAUAUUCUUUAAGAUUGUUUUUCGUGACGUUUUUUAUAAAGAUUUUAUGUUGUUAAAUAUGUAAGUAGAAAUGCACACCAUAAAUUGGAUACCAAAGACAUUGAAAAAAUCAUAUUUCUGUUAUUACAAAUUAUUUAUAAGUUUUAUCUUCUCAUAGCCGUUUCUUUAAGUUAAGUUACGCAAAUCAAUAUAACCAACUUACUAAGGGCCGAUUUUUCAAUCCUUGGUUAAAACUUGUCCGUCCAAUAAAGUAUUACGCGAUAAUAUUAAAAUGUCACUUGUACACUGUCAAAUACAGGUAAUUAGAAUACAUUUUUGAAAUGGUAGUUUAAUAUGUUAUUCAACGAAUAAGUUUUAACCAAGGAUUGAAAAAUCAGCCCUAAAUAAACAAUAUUCAACUAAACAAUAAAGGGAAAGAAAACAGCUGUAUCCAAUUUGAGCCGUAUUGUAUUGAAAGUAUUAAAAUUAUGAAUCUUCAAAAACUGCAGCAACCAUCUGUCAGAUAUUUUAUCAUGCCAUUUAAUUAAUGAAUAAAAUAGAUUCAGGCUCCAACUAUCUAUCAUUGUACUGCUGUUAGCACGUCUGACAAGGUUAUUUAGGCAAUUGGCAGAAUUAGGAAUAACUGUUGCCAUGUCAAUAAUAAAAUGGCCUUGAUAUUUUUUACAUUUGAUAUGUAGUGUUUAAAUAAAUAUUAAUAACUAAAUGCCUGAGCUAUAAAUGGAGCAAUAAUAAAUUAUUUAACCUUUUUAAAAUCUGCCAGGCUUAUUUAUUAAAGAAAUUAACUUGUAUGGCAGCACUUAGUAAAGAUCCUGUAAAUAUUCUUAAAAUUAUAACCUUGUUGGACUAUAAAAUUAUAUUAUAUGUAAUGUGUUACAUAUAUUUUUGCUAAGGGCAUGUGCAAUUAAACAGAACUAAGCUAAUCUAUUUGGUUUGGUGAAAUCGCAAUAACAUAGUCUAAUCAGAAAUUAAUAAAAGCCUUAUAAUACAGCAAUAAAUUAAUAUUAAUAAACAUAGUUCCUCCUAUAAACUAGUUAUACUAUUGUAAGUGUGUUUGCAAUAGACUCGAUUGAAUCAAUUUCUUAUUGUAAUAAAUAUACUUAUUGUUAUUUGUACAAUACAACGUCUUAAAUCUGUUAAUUCAUAAUUUAUGUAACUGUUAAUUUGUUUAUGUUUAUGAAAUCUAAUGUUUUUAACCAAUAAUUCAAUAUUUUAUCACUUUUUGUAAUUUUUAUUAAUCAAUUCUCUUUUACAUCACAAUUAAAUAACUAGUCAAUAAAUCAAAUUAAUUCCAUUUGUACAUUUGAUAAAAAGUAUCACUUCGUCCAUGAAAUUAAUCACAAUAAUAUAGAUAUUGUCUAUGCUUCUCAUUGUUGAACAGUAUUCGAAUUAUAUGCAUGUUGUUAAGAUAAUAAAAAUCAUUGUUACAUUUGCAAUGCCCGCUUGGAGCAAAAAUGUCUUCCAUAUUUAAAUUGGUUUACAAAUCUUAGGAAUAUUGGUGUACUCGUCGCAUUAGUCUAUGGUUAUUUGUAGCUUAUACUGUAGAGAUCUUUUGAAUUUUUUUCUUUUAAUACAGUUGUUGUUUAUGGCAUUCUUUUUUUCUCUGUGAUGACCAUAGACAUUUAUAGCCAAAUAUUUUUUUUACCACAGUGUUCUUUUCGUUUAUGAAUUCUCAUAUAUUAUAUUAUAUAUAUUGUUUUAUUGUGAAAGGAAACUGAAAAUAAAGUAACACAAGAUUUAUCAAGGCGAUAUUAUUUGUGCAAAGGAAGCACGUAGUUUUUAUCCUUUUUAGAUGAUUUAUUAUAUGAAAUGUAGUGAGAAUGUAGAAUAUUUUUAGACUGAUUUAGUUAUAAACGUUAUGUCUUUUGUUGUAGUUGAAUAAACAAUUAUUGACAAAA
Colias croceus (clouded yellow) is the source of this 2809-nucleotide messenger RNA. Its product is annotated as MAPK regulated corepressor interacting protein 2. Lineage: Eukaryota; Metazoa; Arthropoda; Insecta; Lepidoptera; Pieridae. The coding region runs from base 108 to 557 and encodes 149 amino acids. The record is from RefSeq and is a predicted model, not a curated record. The transcript is spliced from 5 exons.